CCGUAGAAUAUUUUCUUCUCCGCUCUCCGCCUUCCCUUCCCAUCAAACAGCUGGAAACAUAUAUAUGAAUUGACAACAACGCGCCUUGAUAAAAAAAAGAAUGUCGAGUCGGAAGAGAAUAUCGCAAGCUUGUAGACCGUGUGGCGUCAAGAAAAUCAAGGUAGAGUAUAAUCCCUCUCUCUCCCACUCUCUACACGCGAAAAACGACCGCGGUCAUUGACUAGUCAAUUCAGUGUGAUGGCGGGGCGCCUGUGUGCGGACCAUGCCAGAGAAGAAAUGCCGAAUGCUCAUACGGUAUAUCGAAGCGUGGACAUUUCCCGCGCAAAUUAUUAGAAGGGAGGUGUGUUAAUUUAAGACUUCAUUCCAUAAAAAAGAAACCUGACUGAUUGAUAUACUGACUGAACAAUUAGCCCUUCAAACUCAAACACUCCUCGUGAAAACUCAGCUAUUCAGCCGUCUUUUCAACUACCACCAGGAGGUAACCGCCCUGUUACCAUUUCUGACGCACAAUCCAUUCAGCCAGGGCCCGUCAGGCAACCCUCGACUCUGGCCACAAGCUCGUCAGCGCAAAGGAAAGAUAAGAAAUAUCCUUUUAAUGCUGAGGUUUCAAAACGUUUGUUCCAGAUCUACUUCGAUUGCAUCCAUCCGCUAUGGCCUAUCCUGUACAAGCCAAUGUACACUUCAUUCGAUUAUACGUACCCUUCGCCAAGCAUACCAAAUGUUUUGGCAUCUGCAAUGUUCGCAAUUGCGGCUUGUGUAGAUAGACAUCAACCCUUUCCGCAGACAUACGAUGAUCCGCAUAUCACGGGUCCUGCAGAGCCUCACUUUUAUUUUGAAGAAGCCUUAAAUUUGCUGCAGAGAAGCAAUGGCAGCAACGAUAAAACAUUAAAAAAUGCACUUACUCCCUCCAUAGUAAACUGUCAAACCUUGACGAUACUUGCACUGCAGCAACAUGGAGUGGCUGAAUAUUCCAGAGCUGCAGUAUUCUGUGGACUUGCAUCAUCAAUGGCCACCGAAUUACGCUUGCAUAGACCUCACGAAUCGGAUGGCCCACAGCGUGAGAUUCGCUAUCGUCUUUGGUGGAAUCUGUUCAUCCUUGAGAAGAUGAUUUCUUGCGAGAUGGGUAGACCGGUGAUGCUUAGAGUGGAGGAGACUGAUACUCCCUAUCCUUCAACCUCGGAGGCAGAUGAAUUUGAAUUGCUUCCUGCUAGAACGAAACUACAGAAUUCGACUAAUAUUCAUAGCACGGGCAAGAUGCGUACACUCUCAGUCCUCGUGAUGUCUAUCCAACUCGCAGUCGUAAUGGAGAGACUUUCAAGAGAAGUGUAUGGGCUAAUGAGUAGAAGAGCAAUUCGUGAGGACCGAAGUUUUGGUGAAGCAAAACGCAUAGAAAUAUGGUCUGCUUUUCAAGAAUGGGAGCGUAGUAUCGAAGCCUCCCCCUUGCGCUUGGAUUUAAGCAAUAACCUUACAUCAGUCUCUGGUGUCGUUACUAAUUAUGUUGUAAGUGCGCAAUAUAUUUGAUAUCUAGCCCUUACUCAUUCAAUCUAGAUCAUGCACUCCGGGGUAAUACUUUUACAUCGCCCGUUCAUUGCUAGAUGGGUAUCAAGCCCUGCAAGUACCAAUGCUUCGGCGCACCCACUCAAGAUCUGCCUAAAUAGCGCGAAUGCGAUAGGCACUAUCUUAGAGAAGUACUUUGAUGACUUCUAUGGCCUACCAUGCGACAUGGUAUUUAGUAUUUUUACAGCUGCAAGCACGCUAUUGUAUCAAUCGAAGCAACCGGAUGGAGGUGACAAUGCGGAAUCGCAACGUCGCCUUAAGAUGUGUAUACACUGGCUUUCUGUUCUUGGGAAGAGUUGGAAGAGUGCUGGAGCUCGCCAACAGCUUUUGGUAGACCGUAAGCCCCUGUUUUGCAAGUUCACAAGUUUUUACUAAUUUAUUCAGUAUCUGCAAUGCCGCGAGAUGUUAAUAUGACAACUCUAGCCAAUGCAGCCGCAGCUAUCGAUGCUCAGGAGUCGACGACCUCACAACUUCUAUCUGAGCAAGAAUCGAUGUAUGCACGACAUUCGACAGCAGAUGCCACGUCUGGCGUAGCCAAACCCAUGGCACCAACAGAGGACUGGGAGUUUUUGAGAGGGUUUGGAGAUUCUUCUGAUGAAUUUUAUGUUCUAGAUGAGGAACUCCGAGCUCUUCUCGAGAGCGAUCAACAAUGGAAUCUCUAAGUUCCUGUGGACAUUUAAUAGGAAUAGGCUACCAGCAUAACUACUCCUAUUAUUCUCAAUUCCACAGCAUUACCAUUCCUUACAUCUCAAUGAUCCCGAUGGGUCCAUUAUAUCCUCUCUCCCAAAGCCGAAGUAAAAUAUCGCACCGAAAAACAGCCAUCCACCCAUAACAACCACGCUAUAAUUCAUGUUUUG
This is a messenger RNA of Sclerotinia trifoliorum, 2414 nucleotides long. NCBI's taxonomy places the organism in Eukaryota, Fungi, Ascomycota, Leotiomycetes, Helotiales, Sclerotiniaceae. The record is from the annotation of a GenBank genome assembly.